This is a messenger RNA of Eruca vesicaria subsp. sativa (arugula), 738 nucleotides long. The record is from the annotation of a GenBank genome assembly. NCBI's taxonomy places the organism in Eukaryota, Viridiplantae, Streptophyta, Magnoliopsida, Brassicales, Brassicaceae.
AUGGAUUGUAAGAAGGAAGGAGCACUCCGUAGAGGUCCAUGGCUCGAAGAAGAAGAUGCACGGCUAGUGAAGUUCGUUACCCUUAUGGGAGAGCAUCGUUGGGAUUCUUUAGCAAGAGUUUCCGGCUUGAAGAGGAAUGGUAAGAGUUGCAGGCUAAGGUGGAUUAACUAUCUGAAUCCAAGUUUGAAGCGUGGACCGAUGAGCAAAGAAGAAGAAAUAAUCAUUUUUCAGCUCCAUGCUCUCUGGGGUAACAAGUGGUCAAAAAUUGCAAGGAGAUUACCUGGUAGGACUGAUAAUGAGAUUAAGAACUACUGGAGGACUCAUUUAAGAAAGAAAGUGGAAGCUCAAAACAAUGAUAAGAUCAUUGACUGGAGAGGAAAUAAAGGAGAAGAAAUGCUGCGCAAGUAUAAGGAAAGUGAGAUUACAUGGACAAGGACGACGACUCGAGAACAUGGUUUUGAAGAAACUGUGAAAGAGGAUAAGCAGAUAAACAUGGAGAGUGACAAAGAAACCAAUGGUCUUAUUUGUGAAAGAGAGCACUUCGGUGUUAUGAAUUCACCAUAUGAAAACCGGAUUUUCGACUGGAUAUUCAAAACUUCUAUAGACCAAAGUGACGCAAAUAUUUUAGAAGACCAUAGCAGCAGUAGCAGUGACAACAGUAUUAAUAGUAACGAUGGUUCUUGGUGGUUUCAAGAGACGAUUGAUUUUGAAGAGUUCCCAUGCUCUCUAUGGUCAUAA